Alternaria alternata is the source of this 3173-nucleotide messenger RNA. RefSeq names its product exocyst complex component Sec10. The coding region runs from base 446 to 2974 and encodes 842 amino acids. Gene Ontology annotation, cellular component: cytoplasm; exocyst. The record is from RefSeq and is a predicted model, not a curated record. The transcript is spliced from 3 exons. Gene Ontology annotation, biological process: Golgi to plasma membrane transport; exocytosis. Lineage: Eukaryota; Fungi; Ascomycota; Dothideomycetes; Pleosporales; Pleosporaceae.
GAAGCUGUCGCAAGUACAAUGAGGCUGUAGGAACUCGAGCUUAUUGUUUUGGAUCUUUGUAUACGUCCUGCCACGACAGGAUUGGUGGCAUCAUAGUGCAUGAGGUCACCCGUUGUCCGUUCGGCUGGAGCUGCUGCGACUGCGGACCAGGGACCGAGGCGUGGGGUGCGACAAGCCACAGUCGCGACUUGAGCAUGUUGCUAGCCAGAUCACGACGUGCAGAUACACCUGCAACGAGAAAUAUCUACUCUGUGCCAUGCCCAAGUGAGAACACAACAUACGCUAGCAACACCUGGCAGCUUGAUGCUUUGCGCCAAUCUAAAACACCAGCUCCAGGGCAUUCGGGGCGGCAUUGGCCCGCUGGGUAGCUGCGAUAGACGCCCGUAAUACAAUACUGCAGUAGUACUCAACCUCCAAGGCGGAUUCCCUCCAAUCUCCUGUAACGAUGCAGCGCAUCAGCUCCGAUGGCUCGUCGGUACUCACUCACCAGACGUCGAGGACAUCGAUACGCGCACCCCAGUUCACCCUAGAGAAGUUCACUAGCAAAGAUUUCCUAGUAAAAGACUUCAUCGAAGACCUCUCCCAGAUCGCCGUACCUGCGACUCGAAGAUCUGGCGGCGCCGGUGGCCAGCAGACAUUCGACCCGAAACCACUCAUCCGCACGUUCGAACAUGCCCUCACACGACUCAACAGUCUCUCCGAGGACCUGGAAGAGAAGGAGUCUGAGCUGUCAACAGCUGUACGCCGAGCAGAGCUACAACACAACCAGAAUGUCGAGUCGCUAGGAAGGAGACUGGAGGCGGCCAUGGACAGGUUCCAACGGCUAGACAGUUCGCUCAAUGGUAGUGACGAGGGAGGGUCAGACACUGGAGGCAACGUUGCCAUGCGCAUCGGUGAGCGACUCGAAGAGCUCGAUCGCCAACGCAAGAGAGCCCUGGACGCAAAGUUCUUGAUUGAAUGCUGGCAAGAAGUCAGCGAACGCGGCGAACUCAUGAUCCUCGAGGACCAACGGAAGAACGGCGACAUAGUACGAUGCGCCGAGAUUGCACGCCAGCUGCUGCGCAUCAGCACACGUCUCGACCCCGAGGGCAGCCAGCGAGUCAACGGAGACGCACCGAACGGCAUGAAGAGGAGAACGGUACAUCAGUCAAGACACAACACGAAGGAGGUCAUUGAGAAGUUCUUGGAGAAUCUUGAGCAGGAUCUCCUCAGCAAGUUUCAGGAAUGCUACGCGCGUCCAAACUACCCUGGCAUGCGCGACUGUGCCAUCGCGCUGAAGGGCUUCAACGACGGGGCUAGUGUCAUCGGAACCUAUGUCAACCAGCAUUCUUUCUUCAUUGACCGCAUGCAGUUGAAUGGAGAAGAGUUGGCGACGGAUGUGGAAACUUGGGAUCGCCUCCAAGAUCCUGAUGCGGAACCACCGGGUGUUGAGCCUACGCUGCAAUCUCUCAUUGAUGAAGUCAAGAUCGUCGUCCAGGAUGAAUCUGCCAUCAUAAAACGAGCCUUCCCUUACUACGAGGAGGUGCUGAUCAAGUUCCUGGAGCGCAUCUUCCAGCAGUCAAUACAAAGUCGGCUGGAGAUGGUGCUUGACAAAGCAGGAGAGCUAUCAUCACUCGCCUUUCUGCGCUCGUUGCAAGCCUCUAGGAGCUAUAUCACACAAUUGGUAGAUGAUCUAAAAUCCCAUGGGUUGACAGAGCACCCAGAGCCUGCUACAUCUGCGGUCGCUGCUACCCUUGACCAGCAGUUGGAGGAGCUUUUCUCGUCUUACUUCAUUGGAGAGAAGUAUAUUGAGCGAGAAAAGAAGAACUUGGAGGAACUAUACUCCUCGCUACUACUCAAGUUCACCAUCUACCACUCGCGGCGCAGCAAGAUGCCUACAUCGUACUUUGGAUCGCUGGCUCAGCGAGGCAAGGAGAUGGCUGCAUCCGCUCGUGACAAGUACAUGGAGCGCUUGGAAAACACAGAAUUGCCCGCUAGUCAGAAGGCGACCCUGCUCCGCAUUGCUGGCCUGAAGGAAGAUCAGCAGGAGAAGAAGGAUAUUGAAGUGACGGAUGAGGAUGGCAAGCUAUCGCUACCAGUCGCCAAGCGUAUGCUCAAGUGGCUGGCAGAAGGUGUCGGACGUGGACUCGAGCUGUCGCCUGGUAACGAGACACCGAAGGAUGUGCAAAUAUUGCUUAAUCUUCUACUACGACAGAUGGGCGAAAUCUACUUGGAGACGGCGUUGGACGCCGCACAAGAUCAUGCCGUUUCGCAGGAGAACUCCAAGACACCCCCUGAUCUCACCCACCUCCCAUCCCUACACGCCAUUACCACAAUCCUACAUCUUCUUCAACAAACCACGACAACCAUUAUCCUCCCUCUAUGUACACCCAAUCUGACUAUUCGUCGGGAGAUCGAAAAGUCUACCAACAACACAACGUCGACUCUUGAAUCGAAACUGUCCAACAUACUCAAUCUCACAUUGACAGCAUCGCUCAAUUGGGUGAGCAGAUGUCUAUCUCAACAAAAGAAGACCGAUUUCCGACCCAAGGAAGAAGACCUUAUGGUAACAAGUGAAACGCAAGCCUGCCGCGACGUCUCCGCAUUCCUGACUCGUGUUGCCUCACAAGCUUCUGCCGCGCUCUCUGGUCGCAACCUCUCCUUGUUCCUCGCUGAGCUUGCUCGCGGUUUGCGGUCCCUCGUUCUGGCACACCUACUGAAAUUUUCCAUUUCACAAGUCGGCGGUCUUAGUGUUUCCAAGGACAUGAACCGCUAUGUUGAGCUAGUGAGAGGAUGGCCCACAGGUGACGAGCUGGAGCCUGGAGCGAUGGAUGUUCUGACGGAUGUCAGUACGCUAUUCAUUAUUGGACCUGAGGCGCUGAGGGAUAGGCUUAGGGCUGCGGGUGGACAAGAUGCGCAGGAAUUGAAGGGUUUCAUUGCUAAAAGAGACGACGUUGGAACUGUCGGGGUGCAGAGCGUGCUUAGUGGCUUGUAGGGACUUUACAUUCUUAGGUAGUUCGCAUGAUUGUAUCAAGCUAAGUGUGCUACAAUUGUAUCCUCCCAGGGUUUUAUCUAGCAAUAUCUCAGCUUUGCGCCUGGUUUCGCGAAAUCGUUGCACAUAUGACUUUCUAGCGACUUUGAUGGUGGUAUACACAGACGACAAACAAUUACAUAUAUAUGGGACGCAAGCGUUG